CGCCCGGCGACGCCAGUAUCGCAAAAAUGUUCGAUCGUGUUCUUGAGAAAGAAUUCUCUGAAAAUGAUCAGCCUGAAGGUUCUGAUGGAAGCAGUUUCAACAACAGUGUAGCUGAUCAGCAAGCUGUACUGGAGACUGUAGCUAAAAUCACCCAUGAGAAGGGGAAAAAGAAUGAAACUCAAGAGGCAAAUGGUACUAGAUCAUUCCAGUUUCAUGAUGUAUUUUCUCUAGAAAAUGAAGGUUCUGAUGACAUGACAACGUUGGUAGACAAACAGGAUAAUGUGUUUGUGAUGUCAAAUAAGAAAUCAAAAUAUCCAGUUCUUCAAGUAGAUUUAAGGCUGAUUUCAGACUUAGUGGUGGUUAUAGUUUCUGCUGCCAUUGGUGGAAUUAUCUUUUCUUGUCUUGGACAACCGGUUAUUGUUGGCUAUCUUCUUGCUGGUUCCCUUAUUGGUCCAGGAGGUUUGAAAUUCAUCAGUGAAAUGGUACAGGUCGAGACAGUUGCUCAGUUUGGUGUUGUCUUCCUUCUAUUUGCUUUAGGACUGGAGUUUUCUCUGACAAAGCUAAAAGUUGUUGGUCCUGUUGCUAUUCUUGGAGGGCUACUUCAAAUAGCUAUAUUGGUGUGUUUAUGUGGCAUAACUGCUAUGCUAUGUGGAGCAAAGUUAUCGGAUGGUGUAUUUGUUGGUUUUUUCCUUUCUAUGUCAUCAACAGCAGUGGUGGUGAAAUUUCUGGUAGAGCGGAACAGUAAUAAUGCUCUUCAUGGUCAGGUUACGAUUGGGACACUUAUUUUUCAGGAUUGUGCUGUUGGUUUACUAUUUGCUUUGCUCCCAGUUCUGGGUGGUAAUAGCGGCAUUUUGUAUGGAAUGAUCUCAAUGGGAAAGCUGCUACUGGUCUUGUCCAUAUAUCUCUCUGUUGUGUCUGUAUUGACUUGGUCGUUCAUUCCUCGAUUUCUAAAGCUGAUGAUACAGCUAUCAUCUCAGACAAAUGAACUUUACCAGCUAGCUUCAGUGGCAUUCUGCUUAUUAUCUGCUUGGUGCAGUGACAAGCUCGGCCUUAGUCUUGAGUUGGGUUCAUUUGUGGCUGGAGUUAUGAUAUCAACCACUGACUUUGCACAGCAUACUCUAGAUCAGGUGGAACCAAUCCGUAAUCUAUUUGCUGCUCUCUUCCUUUCGAGUAUUGGAAUGCUCAUACAUGUACAAUUCCUGUGGACCCAUGUGGAUAUAUUGUUGGCAUCUGUUAUUCUGGUUAUAGUUGUUAAGACCACUGUUGCUGCUAUGGUUACCAAGGCAUUUGGAUAUAGCACCAGGACUUCAUUUCUGGUUGGAGUAUUGCUUGCUCAGAUUGGAGAAUUUUCUUUUGUUCUCUUAAGCCGUGCCUCAAAUCUUCAUCUCGUUGAGGGGAAGAUGUAUAUUCUUCUUCUUGGAACAACAGCACUGAGUCUGGUAACAACUCCUGUCCUGUUCAAGUUGAUACCUGCUAUGAUGCACUUGGGUGCUCUCAUGCACUGGUUUCCCGCAGAGAAUAGCACACAGAAUGAGGAGAAAGCUUCCAUGAUUGAAGCUAACAGAUUGUUGUGACCUUUGAAGUGUUUGUCGGGUGGAAUCUAAGGCUUCGAUUACAUAUCAGAAUUUUUUAAGAUUAGAUUAGAUGGUUGUCUCAGUCAAUUUCAUCACCAAAAACUACAGUUACACAUCAGUACUUGCCGUUCCCCUGGAGUUUGUGUACAUAUAUAGUACAUCACAUUAUAUUUUUAAAAUACUGUAUAUAUGAUUUUUUUUUU
This is a messenger RNA of Camellia sinensis, 1777 nucleotides long. RefSeq names its product K(+) efflux antiporter 5. Lineage: Eukaryota; Viridiplantae; Streptophyta; Magnoliopsida; Ericales; Theaceae. Gene Ontology annotation, cellular component: membrane. The record is from RefSeq and is a predicted model, not a curated record. Gene Ontology annotation, molecular function: potassium:proton antiporter activity. Gene Ontology annotation, biological process: potassium ion transmembrane transport; proton transmembrane transport.